This is a messenger RNA of Liolophura sinensis, 6385 nucleotides long. RefSeq names its product germinal-center associated nuclear protein-like. Gene Ontology annotation, biological process: mRNA export from nucleus. The coding region runs from base 131 to 5746 and encodes 1871 amino acids. The record is from RefSeq and is a predicted model, not a curated record. NCBI's taxonomy places the organism in Eukaryota, Metazoa, Mollusca, Polyplacophora, Chitonida, Chitonidae. The transcript has 28 exons. Gene Ontology annotation, molecular function: RNA binding. Gene Ontology annotation, cellular component: transcription export complex 2; nucleus; cytoplasm.
GCCAAAACGGAAAAGUUAGCGCGCAUGAACACAAACGAAGUUGAAUCUCAUGAAAAGCCUGUGGGGUUUGUUCGUUGUUAAAGGUUAAUGUAAUGAGGACCUGAUAAAGCAUACUGAAGAACUUAAAGAUAUGAGCGGACCAUUUGGGCGACAGACGAGGGAGAAUGUCUUCAGCCAGCCUUCAGCCACAUUUGGCCAAGGGUUUGGGCAUGUUUUUGGCGUCCAACAGUCAUCUGGUAUGGCAUCCGAUGGAAACGUGAAGGAAGCCAAUUCCUCAAACCUGUUUGCCUCUUCACCCUCAAGUAAAGGAACUGGAUUAUUUGGCACAUCUUCAAGUGAUGGAAAGCUUUUUUCUCAAGGAAGUAAUCAGAUGGACAGUUCAACGGGAGCUGGUCAAAAUCUGUUUAAGCAAUUCACUUCUUCAGCUCCGGAAAGUCAAGCUUUCAGUGGUGGAAGUGUUUUUGGGGGAGCUAAGCUGUUCAGCAGUAGCACCAGUACUGCAGGGGAGUCUAGAUCAGUAUCUGCCAUAUUCGAGACUUCAUCUGGCACCUCAUCCAAGACAACAUCCUCUAAAAGUUUGCAAAGUGUGUUUGAUAAAGAGCCUAAACCUAAAGGAUUGUUUGGAAAUCCACCGCCUGCAAAUGUGUCUCCAGUAUUCGGUACCUCAAGUGUAAGCUCAUCAAAGCCCCGGCAGCUGUUUGGGAAAGAGGUUGGAGAACAUUCAGGUAGUUUGCUUAAAAGUGAAAAGGCUAAAGGAGGUCGUGAGCAGAAAGCCCAACAAUCAUCUGUAGAUUCUACAGCUGUGAGCGAUGAAUACUUAAAAGACCCACAUGACUUUCAAGGUGAGGAAAAGACAAAAAUUCUUUUUGGAAAGUCACAAAAAGAUGCUUCUGAGAAAACAAGCCCAAGAAGAAGACAGUUGAUCAGAAGAGCAGACAGAGGUGGAGCAGGAGCAGCCAGAAGUAUGUUCAGCAAGGCCUUGUCGGGAGUUACAGGAAAAACUGAUCGCAAAGUGGAGAAAAAAGAGCUUGACAGCACUAAAAAUCAAGCCGUUGCUGGCACUGGUCAAACACGGAAGUCUGUAGGAGGUGGGAAUGUUCAAAUGAAGCGCCUUAUGUGCAGAGAUGUACCUUCAACUGUGACCAAAUAUGAAAUUCAGAAACAUUUCUCCAAAUAUGGGAGCGUUGAAAGGGUUUUCUUAAACCCGGCAAAGAUGUCUGCUAUUGUAUAUUUUACAAAUCAUGAGGAUGCUGAAAAUGCCUAUAAGAAUGGCCACAUGAUAAGACCAAAUCAACGCUUGCAUAUAUUCUGGAAGUCCCAAGGCUCUAGUACAGGAACUGCAGCAUCAAGUAAAAUUGGUACAACUUUCAGCUCGAAAUCCACAUCAUCAUCAAGAUUGCCCAGUGGGCGAACAUUGCACAGUGAGGUGGAGGAUGAACUAGCCAGCAUGGCUGGUGCAGACGCUGGCGGGACCAUGUACAGAACCCCUGUUCGCCCUUCGGAAGUUGUCCAGCAGGAGCUCAGCCCAGAGAGGCACCCACCAGUAAGACAGUCUCACAGCCCAUCACGGUCAAUCAGCCCUUCUCCCAUAUUUACAGCUUCAGAAAAUGUGCCAAAAACUACUGUCACUAAAGCAUCUCUGGAAAGCCUUACGAUCCCAGCAAAGAACACUUUAGAUAUGUACCUUGUGCUGGAUAACAGAGACAAGAUUUUAAAACAAGGUCGAAGAAAACAGUCAGAUUUGAAAACGGCCAAAGCAGUCCAAGGGACAUGUCCAGAUAUGUGUUAUGAAAAAGAACGUUAUGACAGGGAUGCAAAGAGAAGAUUGAGUAUUUUUGAAAUGAUACCGGGAACAGAGAACAUACAAGGGCAGAAUCCGAGAGUUGACCACAGGCAUGCUGUCAAGGAAUACAGUCGCUCCUCUGCUGACCAAGAAGAGCCUCUGCCACACGAAAUGAGACCUGGUCCUGUGCUGGACAUGACUAUGACCUACCUGCUCACAGAGAUCGCAGAUAAAGCGGAUGAUAUCAUGUGGCUGGAGUGGUAUGACUUCUUGUGGAACAGAACCCGGGGCAUUCGCAAGGACAUUACCCAGCAGAUGCUGUGCGACCGAACAGCUGUUGGAUUGAUAGAGAAGUGUGCCAGGUUCCAUAUCUACUGUGCUGAAAGGCUCUGCGAGGAAGACUUCCACACAUUUGACCAGAAAAUCAACACUGAAAACUUGACCAAAAGCUUGCAAUCACUGAAGGAGCUUUACUCUGAUCUGGCCAUCAAACAACAGGUCUUUUGUGAGACAGAGGCAGAGUUCCGAGCCUACAUGGUCCUAUUGAACCUGAAUGAGGGAGAUACACUCAGAGAAGUGCAGCAGUUGAGAGGAGAAGUGAGAGCUUCAGCUGAGAUUAACUUUGCUUUGCAAGUCUACUCAGCACUCAACAGUAACAACUAUGUACGUUUCUUCAAGCUUGCCAAGAAAGCCUCGUUCCUGAAUGCCUGUAUUAUGCACAGGUAUUUUGUGCAGGUUAGAAGCCAGGCUCUAAAAACUAUGUUGCGAGCAUUUGCUUUUGGAGGACGACCAAUACAGUUCCCAUUAAUUGAGCUGAUGCGAGUGCUGGCAUUUGAGGACACGGAGGAAGCAGCUGAGUUCUGCAUGCAUUACGGUCUUUUGACCAAGGCUGGGGAGGUUUGCCUUGAUAGGAACUCCUACAUCGAGCCAGAGUUGGGGAUAUCGCUAAGAAGGGCCCAUUCUGUCAUAGAGUCCAAACUUACAGUGUCCGUAGGAGAGGUGAUAAAUGGAGGACCCUUGCCUCCGUUGACAUUACCAGAGCCACAGAUUAGUUUUGAUGUUAAUGGCCGAUACAUUGGAGAAAUGCCCACAGUAGAAGCUCCUCCCAUUGAAGUGCCUGAAGAAAUUGUUUCAAAACCCCCAAAAUCUGUGGUACCAAAUGAGAUUGUGAAGGAGAUCGCUCGUCAGUUGUUCCUGGAAAUCAUUGAAGAGUUUUGUCUAGAGGUGUCCUCUCAGUUCCACAGUGCAAUCCACUCUUAUCUGGACACGACCUCUGAGGAAAUAUGGACCUCUGUGUAUGAAGAGAUCUCCACCCCUAUUAUAAAGUCUUGUUGUGAUGCAGAAUUGAGGACUAGGAAGGAGGAAAAAGAGAGAGAAAUGGCUAUUGCAGCACGUAUAGCUCAGCGGAAGUUACAUGCUCGAGAGGAGAUGGAAUUAAUGAUAGACGAAGUUAUCAGUGAUGAAGUUUUGAAAAUUUCCACGUCUGAAGUCAGGGCAAUCGAAAUGCAGCUGAAGCAGGAACAGAUUGCUCGAUGUUCGGAGAAUGUGCAUGACGAGGUGCUACAAGAGGUGGUUUCCGAUGUGAUACAGGAAACUACGGAGGAAGUCUACCGUGUUGACGUGGAAGAAAGGCUUCAAGAGCUUGAGGAUCUGGAAGAUUGUGUGCGGCUUUACAGAGUUGCGAAAUUUUGGCACAUCUGGAAGAGGAUGUACGCAACUAGGAUGAGGCUGAGAUCCAUGCUUACAUUUCCGGGUGCUCCGUCAACUGAGCAUGUCACGGAUCAAGUCGAUGUGCUCAUUCCAGGUCGAGAGUAUGACCGAGUUCAUAACGCUGCUGUCUACAUCAAUGAUGCAGCUAAGCUUCAUGUUCUGGGCCCUCUAGUGGCUGAGGAAAAACAAAAGCGAUUGCAUAGAAGGAUAACAUUACAUCACAUUCUGCAGCGUCUUCGAUACCAUGUGGCAUAUUCCCCUCUAAACCUGGGCCCUAUUGUUGGUAAACCAUUGGUGCAAGCUUGGCAGGCACAGACAGGACGGAAAUGUAACGUCAAUGACAAAGUCUUCUGGAAACUUGUGAUUUCAUUACCGAAUGACAAUGAAUGUGAUGACCACUCCUCAGUGUUUUCUGAUUGGCUCAUUUCAAAGUUCAACAAAGGGCCAGUACCAGAAUUGGAUACAUAUUCGAAGAUUGAAACUGUAGCUCUGUACACAACUCCUCUUCGAUUUUCACAUCAGCCAGUUUCAAAUUUGGCAACAUGUGUGAAAAUUGUCCAUGGAAUGCUGAAGCGAGAAGAAAUAGAGCAGCUGAAUGUCAGCUCUGAUAAAGCUUUACUUGGAACAAGCGCUCUGCUGUUUGUUCUCUACCUUCCAGAAAUCUUAACUGAAGAGUUCUGGGCUAAGUCUUUGCACAGGCUGUUGGCAAUCCUUGAUAGCAAACCAAAGCGGCCAAGUCUACCUUUGGUGAUUAUAUUGGUAGGAGAAUCUGAUAGUUUAUCUACCCAAACAGUUGAGCAGAACCUUGGAAUUACAAGGUUCCAGGAAGAUCUGUUGUUGUCAUCAGUGUACACAACCAGGAUGCAGUCCUCAUCUAUCUCUGGGGUGGAUGUUCUCUCAUCAGCAUCUAAUAGCAGGGUUGCUGAAUGUAUUCGGUGGUUGAGCGAGCAUUACACAGUCCCAGUAGAUCUGAAGUCUAGUAGACUACUCUCUUUGCUUGAGGAGACCCUGGCAAGUGAGUUCUACCAACCUGUUCUCCAAAACCUGAAGCAGAGAAAGCUGGAAGGUCACCUUCACCAGUCUCCUGCAGUGCUGAUUGAGCUGUACAACGCAGUCAUCACCCAUCUCCAAGAUACAGUUACCUCCGCAGAUCUGACAGAGUAUUCCUGGCCAGUGUCAGAGUUCUCGUAUUCCAACUCAGACUUACCUAGUUCGCACUGGAACAGUGAGCAUCACCUGGAGUACCUUUUUGACAUUUUUGCUGCCCUUACCCUGCCAGACAUCACGUUUACCAAUAUACAAGAUGCAACGUGGACAAAGGGAUGUGAGGAUGUGUGGGAAUAUGUGUCCACUGUAAUACAGAACGAGUCUGGAUGCUCAAAGAAAACACAAUUCAUGUCACAAGUGCGCAGACACCUGGAGAAAUGUGAGAAGGAGUUUGAAGACACCUGUUUUCUGGUUGAAGGAGAUCAUGCUUGUGAGCCUACAUAUGUCAAUAUACCAUGGACUGACAUCAUCAUGGCAGCUGUCGACUUCAGACUUGCAUGUGUCUAUAAUGACAGCAUGGGAGACGAGAAAUCACUGGAAAUGGUCCAUUAUUUGCCACGUGAGUUUCAACCGCCAGAGUCAUGGUACAUUGCAAAAUCAGAAAGAAAUACAUCAGAGAGUACAUUUCUAAAGUCUACAAUUCGUUAUGCAUCUGAGAAAAGACGGUUUAAGAAUAGUGAGGCUAGUGAAGAUCAUGCAAGUGUCAAGAGGUCUCGCCUGGAGAACAGAACAGAUACAGAACAGACGUUGAUGCAUGGUGCAAAGUUGGCUUCUGCUGCAGAUGAUGCUCUUGAUGUAGACACUGUUGUUCACCCUCUGAAGCAGCAACUGGCUGCAGAAAAAAAGCAAUCCAUGAAGUGCGCAGACUUGUUGAAAAAAGCUCUGGAGUCAGAAUGUGUUGAUCUAGGUCAUGAAUCCAUGGAGAUUAACUCUAGCAAUUUGUCUGUGCCUUUGUGCCCUAAUUACUCCAACAAGGAAUUAGCAAGCUCGAGUCUGUCUGCACUGUCCAGUCAUGACCUUGAACUUUCUCUACGUAAACCAAAAACUUCUGUGAAGUCAUCAGAGGGUGACAUCAGCAUGGAUUAUCUCAGGGAUUCUUCAGAGACGGUGCAAGAUCGUUGCUUUAGCCUGAUUCGAGCAUUGUCAUCGGAGAAGCGGGCUUACAAACUCUUCGAAAUGAAGUUGCAGAAUAUGAUGGACAGAUGACGUUUAUAGAACAUAUUACAUUUUAAAAAUGCCCUAGUCAAGACAAUGUUCUUGAUAUAUAAAUAGGCCCAGAAUUGUUGGAUUCAGUGAAAAUGUCAUGUUCACAGCACUGUUUUGAAGGAAAAAACCAACAUAAAAUAUAUAUAUAUUACUGAAAAAAAAAAAAUUUUGAAUUUCAGGCUUGUUAACAUUCAGAUCAACAGGGUUUCAAAACAGAGGACGUGUGUGAACAAGUUAUCCUGGUGACAUGUGAACCAUCUUUGUAAUUUGACACCAGUGAGAUUGAAAUUAAAAUUAGAUAACACCCAGGACUAAGUGUGCUUACAAAUAUGAAGAACAUUUUACUGCAAUUUAUUGAAUCAGAAGAAGUCUUUUUCUGGUUCACUCAUGCUUCAUUUGCUCCAUGAUUUCUGAGAAAGAAAUAAAACAUUAUAGACACUAAUUCUUCAACCUUUUCAACUGCCUGUGCAACAAAUAUUUUGAAACAUUCUGAGAGAACUAUGAUGUGUAAAGAAAAAAUGUGAAGCUUACAUUUGCAGUGACUCAAGUAAAUCAUGUUUAGUGUCAUUUUCAUGAUAGUUGUACGCAUACAUUCCUCUGAAAAAAGUUUUUUUAGAAGUAAUAAAGGUUAAAAAUUUA